Molecule: messenger RNA, 1167 nt
Organism: Alternaria atra
Lineage: Eukaryota; Fungi; Ascomycota; Dothideomycetes; Pleosporales; Pleosporaceae
Exons: 3
Coding region: 1-1167 (388 amino acids)
Source: RefSeq, a predicted model, not a curated record
AUGGCAUCUAUCUCUGAUCAGAUUAGUUUGCGAACGAUACCGAGAUCUAACUCAAGCUCCUCACACGGCCGGAACAGCCCAUCACAGGAGGACUCGCCAUUACACUCGCCAGUACACUCGUUACUGCAACCGCAGCGCGAAUGGCUGGUACAAGAGCAGGACAUAACUGCCAGCGUGGAGCAUGUCGAAGAUGGGAAUGAAACACAACCUGCUCUCUCCUCGUUGCGAGAGCCAUCGAAUCAGAGCAGCAUACAAGAAGGCAAAGAUACACGGCUCGCUUCCUUGUGUGGCGCAACACACUGGAAAACAGUAGGAAUGAUUCUAGGCUUCCUCUUUGCCGCUCUUCUUUCCGCGCUGGGGCAUCACCUUUUAUUCACGCAUUUAGACCACAAGCUCACCGACACAAGCUAUCUUACGCAAACCCAGACCUCCGCGAUCUCUAUCCUGUUGACGACGAUUUUCAAAGCAGCACUAACGGCAAGUGUUGGAAUCUGCUUUGCGCAACACCUUUGGUUUAUUUUGCGUCGGAAUGCUAUCUCGCUAUCAGCGAUUGAGAAGCUAUUCGUCUUCCGCUCUAAUUUGCUAGUGUUGAGCGAUCUACGCAGUAUCUGCACGGCACCUCUUUUGUUUUUCAUGGCUCUCUUAAUCUGGUGUCUAGGAAUUGCGAUAAUCUAUCCCCCCGGUGCGCUGAUCGUCGUGAUCGAGGCCAGCAACUAUACAGAAAACCGUAACAUGUCUGUUAUGAACCCGCCAGUCCCGCAGGAGCUCGAUCUGGGCGAAAAUGACACUUAUCCUAUGCUGACUAGUGGCGGCUUUUAUUCUACGAGUUAUGGCAACGGUUCAAAGAUACGGUACUGGGAUAAGGGCAUCUGCCUUGUUGCCGCUACCGCUUUCGCUGCUAUAGCGAUCUGGUCACUGUCACGCAAUGGAACACCUGCAGCGGACGGCGGCUUCUUGCAGAUCAUGACGGCUACGAGGGGCAACACGGAGAUGGAACGGCUAGUAUUGCGCGAGAAAUUGACGACAGUUGAGAAUAUAUCCCUGGAGCCCAAAGCCUUGAAGGUGCGGUACGGCGAACUCGUCCGCGAGGACGUAGUGGGUGUUGAUGGUAGGACGAUGGGCUUUGGGACUAUUGAGGAAACGAUUAGUCUAAGGAAACGGAAGUGA